CCGGGAACCAGGAAAAGAAAUUAAACAUAAGACCAAAUAAAAGUGCUUUGGCCUCAUAAAAUGCGUAAAACAAAAUGCAUAGGUCCUGCAAGACUAUUUAUGAAGGCAUCUUCGUGUGUGGAAAGGUGCAUCAUGUUGAAUUUCAAUCAUCAAACAUCAGAUGGUUUACUGUGGCCGUAAGGGAGUCAUGAGUGGAAAUCCUGCAUCAAUAAUAAAAAUUAUUAGAGGCAGAGAAGAUCUGUGGUUGAAAACACCCAUCAUACCGUCCUAGAAGUUUACAGGAUGGCUGACAAGAAUUUUUUAAGCAUUGAUGCCGCUUUAAAAAAUGCACAUCAGUCAUCGUGUGAAGAAGUCAGGCCUGUUCGUCUAUUUUCAAAUAUAUCCUACCAUUUAAGAAACACAGGCAACGGGCAGAGUCGGAACUUUCUUACAUUUGAGCAAUUGGAAACGAAUAUUUCUACUUCAGAGCAACCAGAUAACAUUGAACAUCCUGGACAUGUUCCAAGUGCAAAUUUAAGAAGUGACAGCUCACCAGAUUUUAAUAAUCCUUGUACAAAAGUAAAGGAAGAAAUUAAUGAUGUGGGCGAUCAUGUUCUCGUUGAACAGCUUGAUACUACGCCAGGUGAGCUUGGAACUGUACAUGGAGAUUUACACACACAUACCUUUAGCAGUCUUGCUAUAAGAGUGAAAGUAGAAGAAAAUGAUGGAAAUGAUAAUAAUGGUAGCACUGCUCAAGAAAGUAAUUCUAUUAUCUCUGAUAUUGAUAUCAAACCGAACAUCACUGAUUCUGACCUGCUUGGAUUCAAUCAAAAUUCGGAGAUUGAUAUCAAACCCGAAUUAAAGGACUUCCUUGAAAUUAAUCAGGAACCAGCUAUUGAUAGAAAAUCAGAUUUGCAUGACUUGCAUAUACUUAAUCAAGAAACAUACAGAGAAACUAGCGCUAUUGAUUAUUUGAAUCAUAGGCGAGAGUUUGAUACAGGUUGUACAGAAGCCCAAUUUACUCUUGGACUAGCUAGAAACCUUAAUGCCGAAUCACUAGAUGAUAGUCGUGAUAUUGUUUUAGAGUCUGGUACACAAACUUCAACCACACUGUCAAUAAGUUCAGGUACACACAAUACCACUUACUUGGUUGGACAAAGCAUUUCUUCCGCUAAAAAAGGAAACUCAAUCUCAUUGGGAAAUACAUGUAAAACGGAAACGUGGCAAAGUGGCGUGAAAAGUGCAAAUGUUCGAGAAUCAUCACACGAACAUUUACAUUGCAUUGAUAGUCAAUGUAAACCUGAUAUGGUUAAACACACAGAAAGCUUGUCAAGGCUUUCAGCACAUAUUUCUCAAAUACAGAAAAUUGAAAGUGGUAAAAACCGUACUUGGGAAUUCACCAAUCAAAACGCCAUACAAGGUACUUUGGAAAAUGGCACAUCCAAAAAUUGCUCAAAAGAAACGCUUAAUUUGCUCAGAAAACGGGUUUUAGCGGCGUUAAAGCCUGAUAUACAAGUAAGUGUCAGUCCAUCGGAUUCAUGCGAAGACACUGUAAAAUCAGAGCAAGCACCUCUUGCCUUAAAUGAUCUGCUCCAUGAAAAUGAGCCAGCAAGAGUCCCAGGUCCAUCGAUAUAUUUACAUUCGUUACCGGCUCGAGUUUCCACAUCCCUUACAAAGCUAUGUUCCGCAGCGAACACCAGCUAUCUAACUGAAAAAUCAUUGCCAGUCUCCGGUCAAGUUGCAAUUGGGUUUAGUAAUGUAGAAAGUUGUGCACAAACUGCCACCUCUAAUGUUUUAAAUGUGUCCUCUUCAUCAUCAAGUUACAUUCCACUAUCUGUUAUGUCUAUCAUAAAGAAUGCCGUGCCUAAUGCAUCACCAGCAAACGUUGCUUGUAGAAACGGCCCUUUACAUACCAGUCAUCCAUGCAGCACACGCUUUAAUGAUCUAUUAACCCCGAGUUAUGCGUCACCACAAAACCUUCAGAGACCAAAACUGUUGGGAUAUUUACUACCCAAUACAAGCAGUACUGCAAGUACGUUAGCGAAACAUGGUAUGUCAAAAACUGUCAAUCAAGUGACACACUCACCAUUGACUGUCAUACGAUGUGUAAAUCCAUUAUCGGCUUUAUCUACAGGAAGCAGAAGUUUACCAUCGGAUUCAAUUGAUGGAAAUGGAAAAAUCCAAUCCAAUGAGGUUUGUUCUGUAGCCAGCUCCAAGCCUACUUUACCUGACAGUCAUAGUUUAACACGAUCACAAAUCUCCAGUGUUAGAAGUCCGGACAUAGGUAAAAUGUUGGUAGAAAAAGAAGUAUCUUUUAAAAGUCCGUUGACGGAUGUCAAUCGAGCAGUUGUCCCAGUAUCACCAUCUACCAAUAGCAAUGUUAAAACUACAACUCGCCUGAGAAAAAAGUGUCAUGGCCCAUCGUUGCACAACUCUGCCGACAAUUGUUCACAGAAAGAACACAGUGUUAAAAUUCUGCCUUUAAAAUAUGCUAAUACAAAUGCUGUGAACUAUGACAUUUUUCGCUCACGUCUGUAUCCAAAACGUGGUAGCAAGUCAUUGAAACAUAAAUUAAACUCUUCCCAAAUUUCCCCUGAAGAUGAGUUACUAUUAAAUGUGUGUGUAAGUGAUAAGGUUGAGAUAGGUUUUGAUUGGUACUAUGACGUAUCGGGUGUACCACAAAAGGGAAAAGUUUGUUUAAUUGAUGGAUUUCAAAAACCUGAUGUUCUGUCUGAAUUGGAAAUCAGGUUGUCUAUCUCGGAGUUCCAGUAUGUUUGCUCGGAAAUGGUAUACCCAGUAGUUCUUUACCCACCUUUGACAUCGCUAUAUAGUAUGCCUCAUCGGAAUUGGUUUCUAGUGACAGAAGAUAAACAUGCAAUUUUAUUGAAAAAGGAAAUAAGAGCAGGAUCCAGCCAUUGGUUGAAAGUGGCCAAGUUCAUAAAGUACGCUGAACAGGAAAUACUGGUCAGUUGUCCUGGCAAAGAAGUCGACUUUACAAAUCAGGAACAUUUGUUGGAGCCAGUACUUGUUUUUGAACGUAGAGAAGAUAUAGAUAUCAAUGGUGGAUAUAGGUACAAAUUGCAUGCCGCAUCAGUAAAGAUGAGUGAUUUUUUACGGGAACAUUGGACAGAAUUAUCCGAAGAGGGAAUAAAGAGAACGAUGUGUCCCCAAGUUGUCAACGCUCGAGGAAAAGAUGUCUCUUUUCUGUUAGUAUUUAUUCCGGUUGAUAGAUGGCAUAGGCCAUUGGUAAAAGGUUGCUGCUUUACGCAUAAGGGGUGUACUAAUGUUUAUAUCGUAUUUGUUCCAUUUUUCAGUUUGUUCAAUUGCUAUUCAAUUGUUGUGAAAACCUUUGCCGUUCUUUGUAUGAUUGAAAAUGUUGGAGCCGUUACCAGAGUGAUGGAUGAAAAAAAUGUAACAGCAGAAGACACACUUUUGGUAGGAGAUGAGGAAGAUGGAUUGAUUAUUGAGAAUCAAAGUGACCGAGCAUUCGGUCUUGAUAAAUUAAGUAUGAACAAAUGUUUAGACAGCACUUGCACAGUAGAAACGCUUGCAUCGCUCAAACAAAGGUUUUUUGCGGCGCAUAAUCGUGAUAUACCAGUAAAAAGGGGUCAACAUUCUCAAGUCGAUAUAUCUGUUAAUGAAUGUGCAUUUUCUGGAUCAAAGACAGACGACAGUAUCGCUAAAGGCAGCAGUACGAAGAAAAUUUCGUCAGAAAAUACAAAGGAAAUUGUCGUGAAAAGUACAACUGUUCGAGAAUCAUCACAGGAACCAAAUUUACAUUGUCUUAAUAGCCAAACAAAAAAGAAUCUGGUUAAACGAACGGAAAGCUGGACAAGGCGUUCAUUAGUUAUAUCUCAAACACAUGACAAUGCAAGCAGUGGUAAAAACGUACAUUUGGAAUUCACCAAUCAAAACGACAUAACAGAGACUUUCGAUGGCUUUGAAAUAUUUCGCCCACGCACACUCUUUUCAAGUGAUUUACAGACUAUAGGAAAUGGUUUGAACACAACCCAGAAUAAGUUAUUGAAUGGUUGUGCUAGUGAAAAGGAUGAGCUUGCUUUGGACUGGUUCUAUGCGGUAUCGAAAACCCCCCAAAAAAGUCAUGUAUUGACAGUUGACACAUUAUACGUGAUGCCUGAAUUGAUAGACACGGCACCGAACUCAGAGUUUCGGUAUGUUUUUUCGGAAAUUUUGUACCCUGUAGCACAAGUUUCACCUUGGACAUUAUUGCAUAGAAUUUACCAUAGGAGUUGGUCUCUUGUGACAGGGAAUAAACACGAAAAUUCAUUGAAACAAAUGAUUAGGUCAAUGUCUUGCAAAUGGGCCUUCGAUUUUAUCAAGUUCGGUGAGAAUAAAGUGAUGGUUACACCCUCGAAGAGUCCUAAUGGAUUAGUUGAAUUUCCAAGUAAAGAACAGUUGAUAGAGCCUCUGCUUAUUGUUGAACGUAGACAAGAUAAGGAUAUGAUUGGUGGAUAUAGGUACAAUUUGCACGUUGCGUCAGUAAAGACGAGUGAUUUUGUUCGGGAACAAUGGGAAAAACUACCUGAAGGCGGAGAAAAGAGAACAUUUUGUCCACAAGUUGUCGAUGCUCGAGGCAGAGAUGGUAUUAUCCUCUUAGUUUUUUUGCCGGUGGAUAAACACCAAAGGCCAUUGGUAAAAGAAUGCAUUUUUAUGCAAAGGAGCUGUUAUAAAGUGUUUUUUGUAUUAGUUCCGGUGUUUAGUGUGUUUAGCGGCUAUCCGGUUGUUGUGAAAACUUACGCUAUUUUAAGAAUGAUUGAACAGAUUUGUGCCGUGACCAGAGCUAUGGAUAUGAACUUCUUUGCAGCGGACAGUACGAUGGUAAAAUGUGUGAAAGGUGUGGAAUACAGUGAUUCUGAUCCAAAUAAGCUAACUGGCAGUAUUGAACCAGUUUAUUUUAGUAAUGCCAUUAAUUCGGAUGUGCAGAUGUCUGUUGUUACGGAUACUGAUGAUGCUAUUAUUUCCGGUGAUAAGAGUGCUUCUGUUGCUUGUAAUGAGACAACCGGAACUAGAUUCACAGUUGCUGAUUGUGUUAAAAAGUUGAUUCGAAUGAAAUGUCAAGGUAAAUUAAAAACACCUUUUGAUUUACAAGGAGAAAUGCAUGAACUUCAAAGUGGAAAAAAGCGACAAGGUGAAUCCAGUGAUACCGCAAGAAAAAAGGCACGAACUGGUUCGGAUUCUGAUUAGGAACUAAGACAUUUAGUCAUUACUUUUUAUUGUCAUCUUCAUUGGGAUUGUUAGCUAUGUCUUAAAUAAUGAUCCUUGAUUGAAUUAAUAAGUAUUUGAUUGUUAUUCAUCAGGAGUGUAUACAACUACCGGUGUUAAUGAAACCAGAUAGUAAUUUGUCAGUUAUUAUUAAAUUGAACUAAGUGUAAUAAUGUGUUUGAACAGUGUUUGUUCAAGCAAGGUAAUAAAAAUGAAACAACA
This is a messenger RNA of Mya arenaria, 5424 nucleotides long. RefSeq lists its product as uncharacterized. The record is from RefSeq and is a predicted model, not a curated record. Lineage: Eukaryota; Metazoa; Mollusca; Bivalvia; Myida; Myidae. The coding region runs from base 283 to 5184 and encodes 1633 amino acids. The transcript is spliced from 4 exons.